Linum trigynum is the source of this 13146-nucleotide messenger RNA. NCBI's taxonomy places the organism in Eukaryota, Viridiplantae, Streptophyta, Magnoliopsida, Malpighiales, Linaceae. The record is from the annotation of a GenBank genome assembly.
AAUUGAACGUUUAUAUUAUUCAUUUAUUGUUAAUUAUAAUGUAUAAUAGUUAAAUUUGAGGGCAACCUUGGAAUAUUAAAAGUGCAUGAGGGUAUAUGGGUAAAAUCUCAUCAAGGAUUUAUGUCAUAUUCCAAAUCCCACAUCAACAUGUGGGAUUUAUAAGUCCGUGGGGUCCACGGAUUUGGACCCUUGAAAUCCGUGGGCCCCGCGGAUUUGGUCUCCAAAAAAGUUGCAAGCAAACAACGGAUUAUACCUAAAUCCUUGAUAGUUGGUUUUUUGGUACCAAAUCCAUGUACCAAAUCCUUGAAGCAAACGACCCCUAAAUCUCUCUCCCUAUCUAUAGCAACCAUGGCGAGAAGGUUACAAGGCAAAGUAGCUCUCAUCACCGGCGGAGCCAGAGGGAUCGGCGCUGCGGCGGCGCGGCUUUUCUCACAGCACGGCGCCAAAGUCGUGAUAGCCGACAUCCGGUCUGACCUGGGCCGCUCCGUAUCCGAGCAGAUCCAACUCGAGUCGGGCUACCCGGUCUCGUACGUCCAAUGCGACGUCGUAAACGACUCGGACAUGCAAAACGCAGUGGACACCGCCGUUUCGACGCACGGGAAGCUCGACAUCAUGUACAACAACGCAGGGAUAGCAGGGGAGAAGCUGGACACCCUCGAGAAGAAAAAAGUAGGCAUACUGUCGGUCGACCCGGAGGUGUUCAGGAAGGUGUUCGACGUCAACGUGUACGGAUCGUUCCUGGCAGCGAAGCACGCUGCCAGGGUGAUGGUCCCGCAGAAGGGCGGGACCAUCCUCCUGACUGGCAGUGCUGUGACUGCCAACUAUGGCAUGGUGCCGCACGUGUAUACAGCGUCGAAGCACGCGGUGGUGGGGUUGGUGAAGAACCUGUGCGUGGAGUUGGGGGGGUUUGGGAUUCGAGUGAACUGCAUCUCGCCAUUUGCGGUUGCGACUCCGUUGACUGAGGAGUCGAUGGGGCUGGACGAGAAGGCUUUCGAGGAGAUGUUCUCGACGAUGGGGAACCUGAAAGGAGUUGUUCUGAAAUCGAAGGAUGUUGCGGAGGUGGCAUUGAACCUGGUGAGUGAUGAGUCCAGGUAUCUUAGUGGGUUGAACCUUUUGGUUGAUGGUGGUUUCUGCCUCAAGAGUGCUUGAUUAAUAUCAACUUCAAUUCACCUUGGGGUAAGGAUCGAUAGAUUAUUUUUGAAUAAGUCAACUCGAUUGUGGUAUCGGAUCUAAUAUGUUCAUUUCAUAUUUGUGCGCACAUUCAAAUCGACUAAAAUAUGUCAUAUGUUCACAUGAGAUAUAUCAUAUUAUUAAUAUAAAGGUGUCGUGUAAUAUAACGUUAAAUAAGUGUGAAAUUGUAAUAGACAUAAUAGUAUGGUAGAUGAAUGAGCCAUCCAUUAGGUGAGUGUUUGUUUCUAAUUUUGAAUUCUUCACUUCUUACGACUCUAAUUACUUAUACACGGUCGAUAAUAUUGGAUAAAUCACGUUACAUCACCAAAUUAUCUCUUUAAAAGAACAAGUUACAAGUUUACUGUUUCUUAGAGUCACAUCCAAACACUGUGACUUGGUUUGCUUUUUUGCCUCUUGUUCUCCUUUCUGAUUGGCCCUUCUUCUGAGUUCUGACAUGCAUAGGUGGCUCUCUUUUGUAAUUAACCAUUAACCAAGACUUUACUGAGGACUAAAAAUGCAAUUAUGUUUUAUUUCUUUAUUCCUUUCCUCUCUCCUUCACUUAUUCCCAUCCAUUCAUUUUCACCACUCCCGUAACUCCUCCCCCCUCCAUCAAUCUUCAUCCCUCCCUCUCUCUCUCUUUCAUUAAUCUUAUGUUUAAUGAUUUCUUUUUAUGUACCUAAAUUCAUGUGUACUCAAUUUAAUUCGAUCCGGUUUCGGUGUUGCCGAAUUUUUGGUCCGCAACAUAUUUUACCAACUUUUGUAAAUGACGAAUUGGGUUGUCUGUCGCUUUUGUUAAAAACUAUAUUCAACCUGAUUCGACCCAGUCCCGAUGUUGCCAGAUUUUGGUUGGGAACGAAUUUUACCCUCUUUUGUUGAGUCGGGUGUACUCAAUCUAAUUCGAUCCGGUUUCGGUGCUGCCGACUUUUUUAUCGGCAACAGAUUUUACCAACUUUUGUAAACUUUGGAGGAGUUUUUGUGCCAUUAACGUUCUAAUUAAUUAACUUAUGACAAUUGAGCCCAAAUUGGACAAAAAACAAUGAGUAUCUGACCUAAUUCCACUCGGCGUGAGCGUGUUAAACCGGACAUUGACAAAUUUUUGGUCGACAAUGAGUUUUGCAUGCUUGAAUCAAUGGAUGUUUGACCUAAUGUCGACCCGACUAAAGCGAGUUGAACACAAUAUUGACGAAGUUUUGGUCGAGGUCGAGUUUUACAUGUGUCGGAUUGGGUCGUUUUUUUUUAAUAAAAAAAAAAUGCUUGUUCUCAUUGGCCUUUUCUCUGACGUUACUUGCCUGCUUUUUUGCUUGUUCUUAUUGUCCCUUUCUCUGACAUCUUGGAGCUCGUCCUGUCACUUCCAAUUAAUCCCCUCUUCCACUUCUUUUUUAGUUUUUUUACUUUCUCCUCUUAUCUCUCACGUAGAAGGAGAAAAGGAAGAUCUUUCCCCUCACUUAGUCCCUCUUAUCCCUUUUCCAUUAUUUAUUUAUCUUUAAAAGAACAAGUUACAAGUUUACUGUUUCAUAGAGUCACAUCCAAACACUGUGACUUGGUUUGCUUUUUUGCCUCUUGUUCUCCUUUCUGAUUGGCCCUUCUUCUGAGUUCUGACAUGCAUAGGUGGCUCUCUUUUGUAAUUAACCAUUAACCAAGACUUUACUGAGGACUAAAAAUGCAAUUAUGUUUUAUUUCUUUAUUCCUUUCCUCUCUCCUUCACUUAUUCCCAUCCAUUCAUUUUCACCACUCCCGUAACUCCUCCCCCCUCCAUCAAUCUUCAUCCCUCCCUCUCUCUCUCUUUCAUUAAUCUUAUGUUUAAUGAUUUCUUUUUAUGUACCUAAAUUCAUGUGUACUCAAUUUAAUUCGAUCCGGUUUCGGUGUUGCCGAAUUUUUGGUCCGCAACAUAUUUUACCAACUUUUGUAAAUGACGAAUUGGGUUGUCUGUCGCUUUUGUUAAAAACUAUAUUCAACCUGAUUCGACCCAGUCCCGAUGUUGCCAGAUUUUGGUUGGGAACGAAUUUUACCCUCUUUUGUUGAGUCGGGUGUACUCAAUCUAAUUCGAUCCGGUUUCGGUGCUGCCGACUUUUUUAUCGGCAACAGAUUUUACCAACUUUUGUAAACUUUGGAGGAGUUUUUGUGCCAUUAACGUUCUAAUUAAUUAACUUAUGACAAUUGAGCCCAAAUUGGACAAAAAACAAUGAGUAUCUGACCUAAUUCCACUCGGCGUGAGCGUGUUAAACCGGACAUUGACAAAUUUUUGGUCGACAAUGAGUUUUGCAUGCUUGAAUCAAUGGAUGUUUGACCUAAUGUCGACCCGACUAAAGCGAGUUGAACACAAUAUUGACGAAGUUUUGGUCGAGGUCGAGUUUUACAUGUGUCGGAUUGGGUCGUUUUUUUUUUAAUAAAAAAAAAAUGCUUGUUCUCAUUGGCCUUUUCUCUGACGUUACUUGCCUGCUUUUUUGCUUGUUCUUAUUGUCCCUUUCUCUGACAUCUUGGAGCUCGUCCUGUCACUUCCAAUUAAUCCCCUCUUCCACUUCUUUUUUAGUUUUUUUACUUUCUCCUCUUAUCUCUCACGUAGAAGGAGAAAAGGAAGAUCUUUCCCCUCACUUAGUCCCUCUUAUCCCUUUUCCAUUAUCUCUCCCACGUCAGAAUCUCUUCCAACCACUCAUCUCAAAGAAGAAGAAACUCACCCCUUCUAUCCCUAGCAACCACUAAUCUCAAGGAAGAAGAAGAAACCCACCCUUGCAGAUCAAUUUCUUAAACGUUUUCCAGUUCAUCUUCGAUUUCGAUUCUUUUUGUUGAACUCCCAAUCCCGACGGCCACAUGUCUCGGUCGACACUUGCAGUUUACACUUGUCUUUCUCCAUCUAAGCUUCUUCUUCGGCGAAUCGACGAAGGGACGAGGCAACCAGACUUCUUCUCUCGGCCAUAGGUGCUUACGACGAGCUAUUGCUUCAUCAUCAGUUUUCCUCUCUGUUUCAGUUUCAUUAUAGUCUCUGUUCCGCUCUCUCUUGCUGAUUUUGUAUUGGUUUCUUUGUUCUCUUUGUUUAUCACAGCCGGCAGAUUUGAGAGGUUCAGUGAUGGUGUGGAGAAGAAGCUAAUCUCCAGGAUUCCUAUGAUAAUCGGUGUUUUGCGUGACGGUUUGGAGAAAAAUCCGAUCUCCAGGUUCCGUACUGCAAUUGGAUUUCAGGUGACGGUUCUUUCUGGGAUUAGUUUGUUAACUCUGUUUUCUUCCUUUCAUGGUUUCGUUCUCAUUCUUUCUUCUUUUGGAGGGUUUCUUCGUCCCCUUUCCGAGGAGGUUGGGUCACCGAGGUAUAUUACAAGGAUUCCGAUGGUAAUUGAUGUUCUGCCGUGCCUUAUCCGUAACCUUAUGAACGAGCAAAAGCGAGCGAUGGGUGGCCGAUAUGUCAACGGAGUUUUUGUCAACUUCCUAUUCCACUGCAGGUUCCUUAUUCUAUAUAGAAAUUGACAGGUUUUUCUUUAAACUUUGCAUCUAACUUUAUUUAACCUCUGUGUAGUUUUAAUCAAAGUGGUUUUGCGUUGUUCUUUUUUUGUUUUCCAUCCUCAGUCGUGUUUGGUUGCCUGGGAUUGCUAUCUGCUCUGAUCUCCUUUCUUGCUGUCAUUGUUUGUGUAUGUACUGGUGAUGAAACCCUGUAUCAUCAUCAACUAAAACGUCAUAUGACAAUGAGUUUUCUGGACCAAAAAGUGAAACAGAAAAGAAAAGUAACGAAAUACAAACUAUGGACACGAUGCCUGAAGAGCUGGGCUUCGCCAAACAGUUGGUUGGGAUUUUCCGCCAUUAGUCAGGUGUUCUUAUAAAUUGUGACUUUAAUCGGUUGUUUUCCAGUUUUAGUUUGUUCUUUUUACCGCUUAAGCAUGUUGAACUUCUGUUCAAUGUUUAUUCUUUGUCUUUCACGUCUUUCCGACCACUCCUGCUUUGUUUUUUGCUCACUUUACUCUUGCUUGCUGUUCAAUUUUUUUUUUUCAUCGUUUCUCUUGGACUUAAAAUCCUCAAGGUUGUUGCUCAGUUUUUAUUCCUUUCUAUAUAGGUCAUCACUGAGUGCUCUGAAAUACAGUUCUUCAUGGAACUCCUGGUGGUUGGUGCUUAGAGCUACCAAAGCUACAAGCUAUCCUUCUGAGCUUGGCUGGGUAAUGAUAUCUUGGAGUUUCAAGAAGAUGUUAGCAAGGUAAGCUUCUCUUCACCAUCUUAGCAAGUAUGUAUGAUGAAUGCUUGCCGGUUCAGUGAGUAGUUUGCUGCAUUGUAUAUCAUUUUUAACAAGCAUGAUGCUGACCCUGAUAUGGGGAUGGAUCCACAGUUUGACAGUUGCCUUCCAACGGCUGCUCUUUAUCUCAAGCAAUGAUUGACAACAACUAUUUUGAUUCGUGCAAGUUAGUUCUCUGCUUUAUAUCUCUUCCUCUUUCAUCUACUCUUUUUUUUUUUCUUUCGCUGUAUUCAAUCCCGCUACCACAGAAUUUUUCCUAUUUCAUUCUAGGAUUUACUCUUCCUGAUUGGUGAGAAGAUUUAGUUUCUCAGACAACAAUUGGUGACCCAUUGACUGUCGAAUAGGUGGGAGUCAAAUGUAGGAUCUCAUAAUAAAGAAAUCAGUUUCUCUUUUACCUUAGAAAAUUUCACUGUUUUUUGUCUGUACAUGCAUGUUAUACUAAGAUCAUAGCUGCCGGAAGAAGAUAGAAUAGUAAAACUCAUCCACGGAAGUUCAUAUCGGCAAGGAAAAAACUAUUUAUAGACGAUUAUGUAUGCCCGAUGACAAUAUUGAUCUGGUAAGCCUCUGCUUUUUGGAUUUUGUUCUGUUUAUAUUCUGGGUCUCUUCCUUUCUUUGAUCUGGUUUCUAUAUGUUUUUGUUUUGAUUUGAUUUCCGCCAAGGGAAAAGUGAGAAGAAGUCGCCAUCGCCAUUUCUCUCUCCAUCUCAUGAAGAAGAAGAAGAACCAGCUUCCGGAAUGAUCUCCAACUCGCUCCUGCCGGCUUCAGUUCCUGUCCCUUCUUCUCUUGAAUCUAACCUUUUAUUCUUCUUUCCCAGGUUAUCUCUUUCUUUUUUCAGAUUCGCUUGCCACAUAGCUCCCAUCUUUAUAUGUUUUUUUGCCACAAAUCCGAUCUCUUUUCUGGUGGUCAAUCCAUGAAGGCAAUGGAAGGAACCUCCCCAAUGAUGACAGGUCACUAGCUCCUCUCUACCUUUCCAGUUUCAUCAUGGUAUUGUUAUUGCUGAUUUGGGGAUUGUUGGUUUUCUUUUAUUUGGGUCUAUCUUUCUUAUUUCCACGUUGUAAUUCUGAUUUCCAGAUUAAAACUCUCUCAUAGGAUGCAGCAAAAAACCAACAGUCAGUCUUUGUCAUUGCUGGAACACUAGGAAUCCCAAUUAAACUCCUUUUAGGGUUCUCUGUUUGGCAGAUUGAUGUUGAGGUAUCCCCUUUGUCAUUCUACAACGCCUAUCCAUGGUCUCACUACUCUAGCUCCACCGUUGUUGUGGAACGUUCAGCCUUUGUGUUGGAUUCUUCACUUAGUGCCAUUUUCCACUGCAUGAACACAGAACUGUUAGGUUUCUUCGAUUUGAUUACUCAAGACAUUUUAUGAGUUGAUGAUACAUUUGAAAUGGGUUCCUGCUUUUUCCAGGGAAGCGCUUCAUCGUAAUGCCUCUUGAGAGGAUGCAUCGUCGUGGUGGGUUGUUGGUCAGUGGGGGUUCUGUUCAGGCCAUCACUACCAAACAAUUGCAGUUUGGAUUGGGGUCAAACCGUCACUAGCCUAUUCCUUAGACCCCCUUCUAACCCUUCGUGAUAUGCAUCAAUCCGAGUAAUGCCUGUGUGAUUUUUGUACGGCUGUUUUGCUGGUUUUAAGAUGAGAAUUAAACAAGUAUAAGAGGGUGCUUUAUGCUUCUGUUGCUGAGCCAUCUCAAUGGUGACUUGCUGGAUGCAUCCAGGCGUAUAGAGUGGUGGAGAUGACUAUGUUGUUCAGGUAUUUUCUUCUGUGCUUUUCUGAUACUUUUGAUUUUCAUGAAUAGUUAUGGUUAGAGUAUUAUUAUUGGAUUCCUUUUAGAAUCCAGUGAAAAUUAUUGUUGUCGGUGUGAUAUUUUCCUUUUUUCGUCAAAGCACGAGACAUGAUUCUACAUUGCCUAUUUCGUACAAGUCAAUGCACUUCACCAACUAACGCAGCUCAAACCAAUGGAUUGAAGUUUACCUUCAAUAUCCUUUUUUAGGUCCCAUGUCUGCACCAGUAAUACUCCCACUGAAAUCCAAAUAAUUAGCUCACUCAACAAUUGAAUAAUGCUGGGUUGUGAUUAAUGAUGUUGUUGUUGGUUUUUGUAUGUUUUUUAUCUUCCGCGUACUGUUUAUUUAUUACUCGUGAACAAGCGCCGCUGGUAUUGAGUCAGAGUCAGACACUGCACCAUGUUGCCAUUUUUGUAGCCUGAACCUGUUUUCAAUCAUUGCCAGUUAUAUGUUUUGAUCUCGUGUGUCAAUCAACUGAAGGCUGCAGUUUUUGACACUGAGCGAAGAAAGUGUUGGAAACCACACUUGCAACAGUGUUUAUUCAGAAGCUUUCGAAGAACUAGAAGCCACCACUUGGUCCUUCUAUCACCAAUGCAAGGUAUUUCCUUUUCUGAUAUGUUGUAUUUAGUCCCAAAUGGGCUAGCUUCCCUUGACAAAUUUUGUCAGUCAUGCAUAAAUAACAGAAGCCUUUAAUUAAGUGUUAUUGUUUUCACUUAAUUACAGGAUUCUUGAAGAUGUGAUGUUGCUGGAUGGAAUAGGUGACAACGAAGGCCGUCCUCUGUUCAACGUACAUGCAAUGUAAGUACCUGGUGAAUGGGAUCCAUUUUUGAUUUUACAAUUUGUUUCGCGGAUAUUGUAGUUUUUGACAAAAUCCUGAAAGUAAAUACUGUUAGAAUCCCAACCCACUAAAUUGGUUGUCUAUGUCAUCUUCACAAUUUAAAGUUUAAUUGAAUUCUCAUUCAAGCCAGCUUACAUGGUAGUUCUGUGAGUCAAACAUCCGAGUGUCAAACGACAAUACUUAAAAUGUUAUAUGACGAAAAUAGAGCCAGUGAGGUUAAUAGAAAAUUCAUUUAGCUUUUUCUGGAGUUCAUGCAGCCUAACACAACUUCCUCUUACAAUGAACAUUAAAACAGUACAAUUUCAGUCGAAAGUAUAGAAGGAAACAACGUCUAGCCAGAGUAAAAAUUACAUAGCUUGCCUCUGCAUUCACAUGACUAUUGACUGGGAUAUUUUUAUCUUGGCUCAACUGACUUAGGCUUUUACCCAUUGUAAGGAUUUCAUUUUACUUACUCAUUUGCUACUUUCACCGCCUGCAAUCUGCAUAGUAGGAUGUCAUUUGUGGUUUAUAAUGGUCCCUAACAUUAUAGAUUUUAUGGUUUGGUUUUGUUUGUGCCUAUAGUUUUAUGGUUGCCCAUAUGCUUUGCUCUACAGUUUGUAGCCGGUCUGUUCUGAUGUGGCACCAAGGGUACAUGGAACUGUGGAUUAGGAGGUAUAGCGAUGCACAACUCAACUUGCGUGUGCAUUGCUUCAUUAUGAUUAAUUGAGGUUUGUUCUUCUAUAACUUCUUCUUUUAUUCCCUUUACAUGUUCUGUUCUCUAAUGUGGUCUCGGUUCUUUUCCCCCCUUUUUGCCAGAGCUUUGCUGUACAAAUAGGGAAUGAAUUGCAUAUGCAAUUGAGAGGACUAGAGUUGAAUAUUGUUAUUCUAGGAUGAGGAGGAGAAGGUCAUGUUACAGCCAGGUAUUUGUUUUCCUAUAACGGUCUGAAACUUUGGUUCCUACAAACCCAGUUUUAAGUUUUCAUGAUGUGAAAUAAUUUGAAUGAUCUUUAGCAAGCAACCAUGUGGAAAAAAAUGAAUAAAUUUACCAUAGUUACUAGAUAAUUGGUGAAGUUUAAUCAAGCGAUAAAUGCCAGAUUGCCUGCUCUCAAUUCCCAAAGAGUUGUUGAGUUAGUAAAUAAUUCAUAUAUUCAAUUGUGUUAAUUUUAUUGUUUUCAUGUACCUUAUAUGUAAUUUAUAAAGGGUGUUUGCAGCCAUUAACUAAUUGGUAUGUUUUCAAAAUGAUUUACUCCUCAAACCAACAGUUAGGUGGCCUGACAAUUCUAUGUGUUCAAAUUCACUCUCCUUUCCUUUAGCUAUGGACUCUGCUGGUGUUUCAUUUCAGAAUUUCAGUUAUGGCGUGGAGAAGAAUUCCAAUUUCGUUUUUAUUCUCAUUUCCACUCUCUCUUUCUGAUUUUGUAUGAGUGUUUAUGUUCUCUUCCUUCGAGAUGGGUGCCUAUUUUAAUCACAAAUGCCGGAUUUGUGAGGUUCAGUGGCAGUGUGGAGAAGAAACUAAUCUCCAGUUUCCACGACGCUUUUAGAUUUCAAGUGAUUGUUCUCUCUCUGUGAUUAGUUUGUUUACUCUCUUUUCUUGAUGGUUUCGUUUCCAUUCUUUCUUUUGUCAGGGGGUUUGUUCGUCUGCUUUCAAAGGAGGUUCGGACGGCGAGUUUUGUGGCAAAGAAAUUGAUCUCAAAUUCUUAGGAAACUUUAUUGCCCGUUGAGCUUGCGAAGCAACAGGCGGAACCUACUGUGGUGGUGAGCUACCUCUCUUGAUCUGAUUCCUUUCUAAGGUUCAUGUUUACUUGGAUAUUUGUUUAGAUCGUUUGUUUGUUCUCUACUAGGAGUGGCGACGACUGUUUCACCGGCCACUUCAUAGCAGAUUUUGCACUCUUGAAGGUUAGGUACAUUCUUUUUAUAGGCUGAAACGAAUGCAGUUAGGAUCUGUAGUUGUUGAAUGUGUUAUUGGCUUAUUGCUCUGUAACCCAACUGCUAUAAAUUCUAUCAGGGUCCUGCAAAUUCGAAAAACUCUUUCCAGUUCGUGCACUUUAUGAUGUUGUUUUUUUCCUUCCAAGCUUGAUGUGAAUGUACGACAUCCCAAUUGCUGGUAGGACAGUUGGUGUGAUUUUCGGUUCUCAAACUUCUAUUUACGGCACUUGACUCCUGCUAUAAUAUCUAUGCACUUCACUGCUACUUAUGUCAAUUGCAUAUGUACCAUGUAGGUCUUUGAAAGUUCGAAUCUUUGCUAACUUAUCCAUAAAAGUGCGCUUCUUUGCUCUUGGUUAUAUAUUCCUUUCUUCAUGAUGAUGCCUUUUUCGGUUUAAAAUUUUGGAGGUUUGUGUAUGGAUAUAAGAAAUAAUUGGUGUGGCCUUAUCUACUUUUCUUUGCCCUGGAGGAAAUAGUAUUUGAUUCCUGUCUUGGACGUCUCAGGAAUUAAGACCUUGGAAAAUUGAUUUGCCUUCACUUGAUCCUGGUGAGCAUCUCUACUUCUUUCAUUUGGUUUUAUGCUCUGCCUAUUUACUUCAUUCUACCAUUUGAUUCUUUGAGAUUUAUUUUCUAGGGUCAUGGUUAGACUGCAUUUGGUUUAGUAAUUUGGUUGAUUUCCUCAUUAUGGCGUUUGAUUAGCUCCCAAUUUUUGAGGUUAUGCUUCAAAGCCCUCAUUUGGAUAUGAUUUCUGAGUUGUUGAUUUUGCGGGGAAAAGCCAAUUGAACUUUGAUGAUUAGGGAUGAUCAGACGAACUCCUCAUUUCUUCCUAAAAAAUUGUUUUCAUACUUUGAAAAAGGAUAAGUAACCAUAAAACAAGUACCUAAUACACUCACAAGAGAAGAGCUUCCUGUUGUACCAUAUACUACCUGGGCUUGGAUUUCUUUGGAGUUCCUUUAAUGUCUGUUGAUGCAAUUGUUGAGUUCUAUUUUUGGCUUUUUUACGCUUUCCUCACCAUAUUCUGUGUAGUCUCUGAUAGCCCGUGUGAUUAUGUCUCUGUCAACCAUAUUAUGUGUACUCUCUAACCGUUGGAUUAUCGGAUGCAAUUUCUUCUAGGGUUGUCUCUCUGAGCUUUUUACUAAUUUGUCUCUAUGGGCUAUAAGAUGGGAUACAGUGCUGAGGGGUUUAGGAAGCUCAAUCCUUUUAUUUGUUUUCCAUUGGUUAUGUUCUGAUGUGGUUUUGGCAUUAUCCAAUCAGUUGAUACAACCCUUUUUAGUGUCCUCUUUACAGACAACUGAUUAGUGUUUUUAUUUCCCUUUAUUCCUUUAACCCUCAGUUGACUCCUCAAAUCUCUGGCCUAGGAAGACAUGAUGGACGUACUUGGGAGUUUUUAAUUUAUUUUUACUUCGGUGGUUGAAUUGGAACUGCCUGCUUGAUUGCUCAUUUUUGUUUUAAUGUAUACAUGGACUACUUGAGUUUGACUAAGGUUGCUAUCUGCUGUAAUGAUCCAUCUUUUGUCAUCUCAGACUCGACCCGUAAUGGCUCGGAAAUUCAGUUCUACUGAUCUAUGACCUUCCUCUGUAAGUUCAUUUCUUAUCACUUCCGACUCUUUCCUUUAUUUAUUGACAUCCAAUUGAGAAUGAAGGUUUAUAAGUUGUUUUAGGGAUCAUUUUCUGUAGUUACGAUUGUCCGUUGCCGCCCCAUCAUUCUGUGUCACUAAAGACACAAACCAAGAAGCACUGACCUAUAAAUAGAAACUACUAUCUUUUCCCAUAAGUGAAUUCGGAUUUGAAUGCUUGUGUUCUUCUCAAUCAUGUUAGUUUUGUAUUAUCUAUAGCUUACUUUUCACGAUUCUCCUUACCCUUCUUUUACUCUUUCCGGAUGCUUUUUACCCGAAUUAUCUUGCUAUCUUACCUAUGCCUUACAUCAAGUUUAUUGGGUUUCUCCUAAUAUCAGGUCCUUGCCUAUCUUUCAAUCUGUGAAGAAAGGGCAAAUCUUUAGCUGACUCCUCACUCCCAUGAUGAGGUGCUUUUAUGCAACUCCUAAGACCUACUCACCUUAGGUUGACCGAACCGUUGCCAUCAGUCAUUGAUUCUCUUUCUUCCAUUUCUACUAGAAGAUACAAAGGUUAGCUCUUACCUAUUCAUUCUUUUGGCAUAGAACCAGAAAACUUGAGAAACUUAUAGACCCUGUAGUCAAUAGCACGGUUUGAAUGUCUCUAAUGUAGUGUUCUAUAGGUGAUUAACCUGUCACCCUUCUUUCCCUUUAGAGAUUUUACAAUUUGAAUUCAUAGUGGCUUGAAACCAAGUGUUUAUAGUUUUGUUGCCAUUUAAUUCUUUGUAAUAUGACUGCAUUUGUAAGCCUACUUUCUCAUGUACCCAAUGAUUAUUGGUUCAGGAUUUUGGUCAUCAAUACUGUUGUUUACUGUUGAGGUUGAGGCGUAUGAGUUAUCUUUUUUCCAGCAUGUGCUCUGCUGUUUCAAGUUUCUUUCAGAAAGAAUCUCAUUGAGUUUGUCUAGAGCGUAGGUUUUCCCAUGUCAUGGUGCCGCUUUUGCAUUUCACAUACUAUGGUAACCCUUUGCAUUUCACAGUACAAUUUGGUUUUUGCCAGCAAUUAGCUCUUAUUUUCCUUCUGGUUGACUGGAUACCUUUUGUUUUUGAAACACACUUUAUAGUGAGCGGACCUUUGCCGAUCAAACUGUUUGAAUGUUCUUUUUCAGGUGAAUUACAUGAAUGUUCUAAGUUGUCUAUGUUUUCUUUGUUUCUUCUCAACUCGCUCUUGCCCGUGAAUUGCAGUUGUUGCCUACAGAUGUACAAUUCCAGAGAUAGAAGCAUAGAGCAACACAAAUUUGUGCUUCCUUCGUCUGGAAUCAAGCUAAUUUGGUUAGACAGAUUAUAUCCAAAAUACAUAGACAGACACGCGUUAUGGUAUAGAACUUAAUUAACAUAAUAGGGCCAUGUAUGCACUGUAUUUUGCACUAUGUAGUUCCUCUAUGGCUUGUGGGUUAUUGUGCUCUUGAAGUUGGCAAAGAUGAAUUAAUUUACUGGGAAUUUUCCUGCUGUACUGCUUGCUGGCCUUUCUUCUUAAGUCAAUUCUACUAUAGAGUCGUCUACUUAUAUUGGGUUGUGCAAUAGUGCUUGAAGGUCUUUCGCGUUAGAAACAUUGGUAAUGAUCCUUUCUCAGGAAAGUGCGUGUGUGUUCCAUGCUGCUUCAUCACGAUGAGAUUUGGAGCGCCAUAACGGACAAUUAAACUCUUCUGGAAGU